Closterium sp. Yama58-4 is the source of this 1194-nucleotide messenger RNA. The record is from the annotation of a GenBank genome assembly. NCBI's taxonomy places the organism in Eukaryota, Viridiplantae, Streptophyta, Zygnematophyceae, Desmidiales, Closteriaceae.
AUGGCUAGCCCUCCUGUGCUAGCUUUCGAUACUGAGGGACGUCCAGUGAAAUUUGACACCUGGCUAGAUGACCUGCACCUUUUCCUACAGCUCCCAGCCAAGGAGGACAUCUCACUGUACGAUCACGCCCUAGGCCAUGCCCCUGCGCCUGCUGCUACUGCCGACAGCUCUACCCGCUCACAGUGGCAGACUCGUGACGCCCACGCUCGCUUUGCUAUUCGCAACUCCCUGCCGAUAGAUGAGCGCGAGCACUUUGGCCAGCACAAGACUGCACAGGACCUGUACAAAGCUGUCGUUGCCCGCUACUCCUCGCCUGCCUCUGCCGCUCUAGGCCGUCUCUCGCUUCCCUACCUGUUCCCCGACUUUUCCUCUUUCCACACAGUCGCUGACCUCAUCACGCACCUCCGCACUAGUGAGGCUCGCUUCCGUGCUGCCAUGCCCGCCGAGUUCCUUGCCAAGAACCCUCCCCCGCUCUGGCUCACUCUCUACCACCUAGUCACCCGCCUCCCUGACUCUCUGCGUGCAGUCAGGGAUUCCUUCCUAGCUCGCUGCCCUACUGAGCUCACCAUUGCCCUCCUCGAGAAGGAACUACUUGCAGCUGAGGCUAGCAUAGUCGCUGUAGGUGCCUCUCGUGGCGACCCCCGCACCCCGUUCUUUGAGGGGUGUUCUCCUUCCCCCCUUCUUCCCUCUGUCGCCUCUGCUGCUGCUGUCGACCUCCUUGGUGCUGAGAAGGUCGGGACUGCGUCUGCUUCGAGCGGACGCCGCAGCGGCAAGGGCAAAGGGGGCAAGGGAGGCGGAGGUGACGGCGGGGGAGGAAGUGGUGGGGGCGGUGGCGGCGGUGGGGGUGGUGGCGGGGCUGGAGGGGCGAGUGGCGGCGGUGGGGGUGGUGGCGGCAGCGGCGGGGGCGGUGGUGGGGGUGGCGGUGGACGCGGCGGCGGCAGGGGUUGGGGUGGUCGAGGAGGUGGGGGCGGAGGUGGUGGUCGUGGAGGCGCUGGCGGUGGUCCGAGCCAGCAGCACACUCCGUCGCCCCAGGAGGUCCGUGAGUGGUACUCUCAGCACGGGGGGGGGGGGGGUGGCUUUAGCUGCACGUAUGUCAUUCGCACUGGUGACCGCACUGGUCAGCAGUGUGGGGGACCGCACGCCACGCAGCGCUGCUUCGCCCGCCUCAACGACGCUUGGCGUGUUCAACUUUGA